UUAAAAUGGCGGCGCCCAGCGAACAAUGUGAGAACCGGCGACUGCAGUGAACUUUUGCAUUUUAUGCGACGAGGAUCGUUAAUUAUACAAAGAAUUUCAGCGUAAUUUUGAAGUGAUCCAGCAAGAUGUAUUCCGUGUACAAGCAGAUCCAUCCCCCGACAGGGAUUGAACACUGCGUCUACUGCAACUUCUUCAACUCAUGGGAGAAGAAUCUCGUCAUAGCCGGAGUCAACCAGCUCCAUGUGUACAGACUCAACUCCGAGCUGGAGAUGUCAGAGACACCAGAGGAAGAAAUGUUAGCAGACAGUCGCAGGACGAGACUGGAGAACCUGGCUACGUUCACACUGUUCGGCAAUGUGAUGUCCAUGCAGACAGUGAAGCUGGCGGGCUCACAGAGAGAUGCCCUAUUGCUGAGCUUCAGUGAUGCCAAGCUCUCUGUGCUGGAGUACGACCCCGGUACACAUGACCUAAAGACAUCCUCACUCCACCAGUUUGAGGAACAGGAGCUGAAGGAAGGGUUUUACAAGCCACAUACAAUCCCCAUGGUGCGAGUUGACCCUGACGGCCGGUGUGCAGUGAUGCUGGUGUACGGCACGCACCUGGUGGUGCUACCAUUCAAGAAGGACGCUGUGUUGGAGGAGAUUGACCCACUCAUGGGGGGAUCAUUCAGCAGCAAGUCUCCCAUUCUGUCGUCCUACAUCAUCGAUCUGCGGAAGCUGGACGAGAAGAUCACCAACGUCCACGACAUCCAGUUUCUGCAUGGCUACUUCGAGCCGACAGUCUUCAUUCUGUAUGAACCUCUUAUGACAUGGACAGGUCGUACAGCGGUGAGGGCGGACACCUGCAGCAUUGUCGCCAUCUCCCUCAACAUCCAACAGAAAGUCCACCCCAUCAUCUGGUCACUGAGUAGUCUCCCCUUUGACUGUUUCAUGGCGAUUGCUGUGCCGCGACCAAUUGGUGGUGUGAUAGUGUUUGCUGUGAACUCCCUUCUCUACUUGAAUCAGAGCGUCCCUCCAUAUGGUGUCUCCCUCAACAGCAUGGCAGAGGCGUCGUCCGCCUUCCCACUCCGGAUCCAGGACGGGGUGAAGUUAACCUUGGACUGUGCCCGAGCUUCCCUCAUCUCCCACGACAGACUGGUUUUGUCCCUCAAGGGUGGGGAGCUGUACGUGUUGACCCUCGUGGUGGACGGCAUGAGGAGUGUCCGCAGCUUCCACUUCGACAAGGCCGCCUCCAGCGUGCUCACCACCUGUAUGUGCCAGUGUGAAGAGGGCUUCUUGUUCCUGGGGUCGCGGCUCGGCAACUCCCUGCUGCUCAAGUAUGAGGAGAAGGCCAUGGACAAGUCUGAGAGGCAGGAGGCCGACAAGAAACAGAAUGAACCUGCUUCAAAGAAGAGGAAGGUUGAAGGGGCGGAACAGUUAGCGUCUGAUGUGACGGAGAUUGAGAACCUGGAUGAGCUGGAGGUGUACGGCGCCAGUGAAAACACAGCAGGAACCACCAUCACAUCCUACACCUUCGAGGUGUGUGACAACAUAUGGAAUAUCGCCCCGUGCGGACAGAUCACGAUGGGAGAUCCUGUCUUCCUGUCUGAAGAGUUCAGUAGCUCCCUUGACCCUGACCUUGAACUUGUCACGACCUCUGGCUAUGGCAAGAAUGGGGCCCUAUCAGUAUUACAGAGAAGCAUUCGGCCGCAGGUGGUGACCACGUUUGAGCUGCCCGGCUGUAGAGACCUGUGGACAGUGUUCAGCUCCGUGCCCCUGGUAGAUGAUGAGGCAGAGAAGGAGGAAGGGGAGAAAGAAGAGGAGCCCAAGCCAGAGUUGAAAGGAGGCCACUCCUUCCUCAUCCUCAGUAGGGCCGACACCAGCAUGGUUUUGAAGACAGGCCAGGAGAUCAUGGAGUUGGACCACAGUGGUUUCAGCACUGAGGCAGCCACGGUUUACGCAGGAAACAUCGGCGCCAACUACAUUCUGCAAGUCUGCCCGAAGGCCAUCCGCCUGCUAGAAGGAGUGAAGCAGCUGCAGCACAUCCCCAUGGAUAUCUGCAUCACCAAGUGCACCGUGGCCGACCCCUACGUCCUCAUCAUGACCGAAGAUGGAGGCUUCAUGCUGCUCACGCUCAAACAGGACAGCUUCGGCACCGGCGUCAGGCUGGCCGUCAUGAAACCCCAGCUGCAGAUGCAACCCCUAGUGGUGAGCGUCACAGCCUACAAGGACCUGAGUGGCAUGUUGACAACAUCACCUAUCAAGAUGGAGGAACACCACACGGAGAAAGCCAACAAGCCCGUGGUGGAGAAACCAGUCAUGCUGGAUAGCAGUGCCAUCGAUGACGAGGAUGAAUUGUUGUAUGGAGACUCAGACACAUCAGCUUUCACUUCAUCUUUCAACAUGGGCACACAGGACAACAAGCAGACAGCACCAGGGAAGAGCAGCAGCAAGGACAUGAAGCCCUCGUACUGGGCCAUCAUGUGUCGGGAGAACGGGGACAUGGAGAUCUACAGCAUGCCGGACUUCAAGCUGUGUUUCUAUGUGAAGAACUUCCCCAUGGGUCACAAGGUGCUGGUGGACAGUGGCCAGGUGGUCGACACGGCCGCAAAACAAAGUGCCAGCUUCAGCGACAAGUCCGGCAUGGUGGGAGAGGUACACGAGGUGAAGGAGCUGCUGAUGGUGGGGUUCGGACACAACAAGUCUCGCCCCUACCUCCUGGCCCGCGUGGAGGACUCACUGCUGAUCUACGAGGCGUUCCCCUACCAGCAGGAGAACCUGUCGCGCACCGAGAACCACCUGAAGAUCCGCUUCAAGCGCUACAACCACAACAUCAUGCUGAAGGAGAGGAGGCCGGCCAAGGGGAAGAAGAAGGACGACAAGGAGGAGGAGGAGAAGGUGGCCGUGUACUCCCAGCAACACCUGCGCUACUUCGAGGACGUGUCCGGCUACUCUGGUGUGUUCAUCUGUGGCCCGUACCCCUUCUGGCUGUUCAUGACGUCCAAGGGCUCCCUCAGAAUCCACCCCAUGAGCAUCGACGGCGCUGUCACCAGUUUCACCUCCUUCCACAACAUCAACUGUCCCAAGGGAUUCCUGUACUUUAACAAGCAGUCUGAGUUGCGUAUCUGUGUGCUGCCCACUCACGUGACCUACGAUGCUCCGUGGCCGAUACGUAAAGUCCCGCUGCGCUGCACGCCCGUACACCUCACCUACCACUCCGACAGCAAGAUGUAUGCUGUAGUCACCAAGACGGCAGAGAUCUGUAACCUGCUGCCCCGGACCACGUCGGACGAGCGAGAGUGGGACACAGUGGAGAAAGAGGAGCGCUACAUCUUCCCGACGAUGGACAGGUACACUCUACAGCUGUUCACCCCCAGCUCGUGGGAGCUCAUCCCCAGGGCCAGCUAUGAGACGGAGGAGUGGGAGGACGUCACGGUGCUGAAGAAUGUCAUGUUGAAGUCCGAGGGAACGCUGUCUGGCAUCAAGGGGUAUAUUGCCAUGGGAACCAACUACAGCCUCGGGGAGGAGGUGGUGUCAAGGGGAAGGCUGAUUAUAUUUGAGGUGAUAGAAGUUGUUCCUGAGCCCGGUCAGCCCCUCACGAAGACCAGGAUCAAGAUCAUCUAUGAGAGAGAACAGAAGGGCCCGGUCACCUGCUUGUCUCAUGUCAACGGCUUCCUGCUGUCGGCCAUAGGACAGAAGUUGUACAUGUGGACGUUGAAGGACAACGACCUGAUUGGCGUGGCCUUCAUCGACACUCAUAUCUACAUCCACUCCCUCUGUGUCAUGAAGAAUCUCAUCCUGGCCGGGGACCUCCUCAAGAGCAUCUCACUGUACCGCUUCCAGGAGGACCUCAAAGUCCUGUCCAUUGUCAGCAGGGACAUCAAGCCCCUGGAGGUGUACGCCAUCGACUUCAUGGUGGACAACAACCAGGUCUGCUUCGCUGUAUCAGACAGAUUCAAGAAUAUCAUUGUGUAUUCCUACCAACCAGAAGCUCGGGAGAGUCACGGGGGUCAGAGGUUACUACGCAGAGCGGACUUCAACGUCGGAUCUCACAUCAGCAGCAUGUUCCGAGUCCGAUGUCGUCUCACCGACAUCGCCAGUGACAAGAAACUGAUGACGCUGUAUGAAAAGCGGCAUAUUACUUACUGUGCCAGCCUUGAUGGGAGCCUGGGUUAUCUGAUGCCCAUCUCGGAGAAGGUGUACCGCCGCCUGCUCAUGUUGCAGAACGCCAUGACAACACACGUGCCCCACACGGCUGGAUUGAACCCUAAAGCUUACAGGGCCAUAUUGUUGUGCAUCCCCGAGCUGGCCAACCCCCACAAGAACAUUCUGGAUGGGGAGCUCCUGUGGAAAUACCUACACCUCAGCAUUCUGGAGAAAAAUGAGAUCUCCAAGAGGAUUGGAACGUCCACUGACCAGAUAAUGGAUGACUUAAUGGAGAUAGACCGAGCAACGGCCCACUUUUAAUUCUCCAUCAACCCACCAACUGACAGUGUUUGUCUUGGGCCUACUUGACAGGAGUUAUCUCCCCUGAGAGAAGUCUUAUGUACAGAGUGCCAAUACCACGACCUGGGUUGUGUGCGAGCUCUGAGACGUUGGUCACCUCAAACCUUCUAACCCAUCAUGCUGAAACUCAGAGUAUAAUUGUAUAAAACUCCAGAUCAGAGGACAGUGACACAGAUCAGUGUAAUGUUUGGGUAACUGUUGAGACAGAUAUGAAUUAUGGAUUAAUCCAACUGAACAGCUGUUGAAGGAAGCUAGGGUGCCGGUGUCACAAGAAGAGUGCCCAGUGCUAGUUUGAAGACAAACAUGCUGUGCUAGUGGAUGGAGUUGACCAACUCCAGUGUAAAUUGACUGACUUCAAAUCAAAUUGUUUAUAAGUUUCAUUCAGCUGUCACUACUUUGUUUUCAUUGUGUACAUAAUCAUCACAUGUGUUUUGACGUCUCUCGUUGUACAUACAUAACGUAUGUAAAUACAGAAUAAAACACAAGAUGUACUGCUA
Messenger RNA from Haliotis rufescens (red abalone), 4981 nucleotides. Its product is annotated as cleavage and polyadenylation specificity factor subunit 1-like. The record is from RefSeq and is a predicted model, not a curated record. Gene Ontology annotation, cellular component: mRNA cleavage and polyadenylation specificity factor complex; nucleus. The transcript has 39 exons. The coding region runs from base 126 to 4445 and encodes 1439 amino acids. NCBI's taxonomy places the organism in Eukaryota, Metazoa, Mollusca, Gastropoda, Lepetellida, Haliotidae. Gene Ontology annotation, molecular function: nucleic acid binding; protein binding.